AUGGGCAAAAUCACCUCGACGAGUAAAGAGGAGGUCUCGGUCGACACGGUCGAGAAAGGCCCGCUGCCUUCCGCCUCGUCGCCGCCGGCGUCCCCAUCAUCGCCGCGGCUCGUCCUCGAGACCCCCGAUGAAGUGGCCAUGGCACACCCCGAGUGGCGCGCGGCGGAGAAGAGCCUGGUGCGGAAGCUGGAUGUGACUCUUAUGCCGGUAAUUUGGACGCUGUACAUGUUCAAUUACCUCGACAGGAAUAAUCUCGCACAGGCCAAGUUAGACAAGUUUGAGGCGGAUCUCGGACUCGUGGGGGAGCAGUUCAACACCGCCGUGGCGAUAUUCAACGUCGGGUACAUGGUCGCCCAGUUGCCGUCCAACAUGCUCAUCACCCGCGUGCGUCCGAGCAUAUACCUCCCGUGCUGCGUGCUCCUGUGGUCCUGUGUAUCGGCCUCGACGGCCGCGGCGAAGAAUUUCUCAAGCCUUGUCGCUAUCAGAGUGAUACUGGGUAUUGUUGAGGCGCCGUUCUUCCCAGGGAUCUUCUACGUCCUCUCCUGCUGGUACACCCAAAAAGAAAUCGCCCUCCGCACAGCAAUACUCUACUCGGGCAUGCUCAUCGCGACCGCCUUCUCGGGACUCAUCGCCGCCGCCGUCUUUGCGCACCUCGACGGCGCGCGCGGGCUCGCGGGCUGGCAGUGGCUCUUCGUCAUCGAGGGCGCGGGGAGCUUCGCGUCCGCGUUCGCGGCGCUGGCUUUCCUGCCGGAUUACGUCGGGUCCCGGACGGGUAUGUGUUCGUGGCUCAUGUCAGAGCGAGAGCUGCAGGUCGCGGCGCAGAGGAUGGCGGCCGAUCGGGUUUCGGUGCCCGAGGAGACGUCGAGUGUGUGGAGGGGUUUGGGGCUUGCUGUUAAGGAUGCGAGGACGUGGGCUUUUGUCUGCAUGAUGGCCUUCUACCUCUCCUCCCAUGGCCUCAACAGCUUCUUCCCGACAAUCGUCCAGGGCUUCCGUCUAGGCUCGAACACAACGACCCUGAUGCUCACCGCGCCCCCCUACCUUCUCGCCGCGGCCGUCGCCCUCUGCGUCGCCGUCUCCUCGGACCGCCGCGCUGAUCGGGGGCUCCACAUUAUCGGCCCCGUCUGCGUCGCCAUGCUCGGCUUCGUCAUCUCGGCGGCGACGACGAACCGGCCGGCGCGGUACUUUGCGAGUUUCCUGUACCUUCCGGGAGCCUUCGCGUCGACGGGAUUGAUUUUCAGUUGGGCGGCGAGCGUGGCGAGCGAGACGCCCGAGAAGAGGGCGACGGCGACGUCGAUUGUGUGUUUGUUGGCGCAGGUUGGGAAUAUUUGGAGCCCGUAUUUUUUUAGGCCGGCGGAUAACCCGGGGUAUCUGCUUGCUUUUUUGCUUAUGAUGAUGUUUUCCGUCAUGUGUAUCGGGACGGUGUUUUGGAUGAGGUGGUCGCUUGGGAGGGCGAAUCGGAGGAUGGUGGAGGAGGCUGAGGCUGAGGGGGCGGGGAGGAGGGUGAGGUUGUAUAUACUCUGA
Messenger RNA from Colletotrichum abscissum, 1521 nucleotides. Its product is annotated as major facilitator superfamily transporter. Gene Ontology annotation, molecular function: transmembrane transporter activity. The coding region runs from base 1 to 1521 and encodes 506 amino acids. The record is from RefSeq and is a predicted model, not a curated record. The transcript has 5 exons. Gene Ontology annotation, biological process: transmembrane transport. Gene Ontology annotation, cellular component: membrane. Lineage: Eukaryota; Fungi; Ascomycota; Sordariomycetes; Glomerellales; Glomerellaceae.